Messenger RNA from Mycosarcoma maydis (corn smut), 657 nucleotides. RefSeq names its product putative YKT6 - SNARE protein for Endoplasmic Reticulum-Golgi transport (isoform A). Gene Ontology annotation, cellular component: Golgi apparatus. Gene Ontology annotation, biological process: endoplasmic reticulum to Golgi vesicle-mediated transport. The transcript is spliced from 2 exons. The coding region runs from base 1 to 657 and encodes 218 amino acids. Gene Ontology annotation, molecular function: SNAP receptor activity. Lineage: Eukaryota; Fungi; Basidiomycota; Ustilaginomycetes; Ustilaginales. The record is from RefSeq and is a predicted model, not a curated record.
AUGCAGAUCUACGGCUUGCUCAUUCUUGCCAACCCGCCCGGGGCAGGUGCUGUGCCUCUGACAACAGCAUGGGAGCUCGGUUCCUUUUCCUUCUUCCAGCGUUCCACGGUUCAGGACAUGAUGGGAUUCAUGGCAAGGACGGUGGCCGAGAGAACACAGCCAACACAGCGACAGUCGGUACAGGAAAACUCGUACGUAGCUCACGUUCACUCGCGUCCCGCAUCGGACGGCAUCUCUGGCGUUCUGAUCACCGACACCGAAUACCCGGUGCGCGUCGCCUUUUCGCUGCUCAACAAGACGCUCGAUGAGUUUGUGAUCAAGGUGCCCAAGUCCAAGUGGGAGUCCAAAGUCAACGCCAUCACCACGGGCUCUGCUACUGCUCCUGCCAAGGGCGAACCGUUGCUCGGCGUAAGCGCGUUCCCGCAAUCCGUCGACUACGUCAAGCGUUACCAAGACCCACGCCAGGCAGAUACCAUCAUGAAGGUACAACAGGAGCUCGACGAAACCAAGAUCGUCCUGCACAAGACCAUCGACUCGGUACUCCAACGCGGCGAAGAUCUCGACAAGCUCGUCGAGAAAUCCGGCACCCUCAGCGAACAGAGCAAGAUGUUCUACAAGACGGCCAAGAAGCAGAACUCGUGCUGUGUGGUCAUGUGA